Penicillium canescens is the source of this 1094-nucleotide messenger RNA. RefSeq lists its product as uncharacterized. NCBI's taxonomy places the organism in Eukaryota, Fungi, Ascomycota, Eurotiomycetes, Eurotiales, Aspergillaceae. The transcript has 5 exons. The record is from RefSeq and is a predicted model, not a curated record. The coding region runs from base 117 to 1094 and encodes 325 amino acids.
GUUCAGUUGCCCCAACUAUAGUCUUUGCUCAAAUUCCUCGUUGACGUCAUGUAUACGAAGUAUAGUGACUGUCCUUGAGGUUCUCCUCGGCACUCAAUUCUCCCACAACAUAAAUAAUGCAGCGUAUUUCUGUUAAUCUACAGAAUCAAUUUCAUACCACGUGGGAGUUCCUAUCCCUCGCUGAACAACCCCCAGCCAAAACGACCAAGUUCCAUCCAUCUAGGCCAGGCUCGGAAAAUGCAUCACUCUUCUUCGUGGGCAGGGUUUGUACGAUUAUCGAGUGGCAUGGCACUCGGGUGAUGACUGACCCCAACUUUACUCCAGAACGAGGUGCCACCAGCAUAUGCCUCACGAAUCCAGCUGUUGAUCUACACAGCCUACCCCGGAUUGAUCUCGUUCUUCUCUCAGACCGCUUUGAUCCGAAGGUCGAGGCCUCACUCAGGCGUGAUCUUCCCAUUGUUACUACUCCACAAGUCAAGACACAUCUAAUCUCGAAAGACCAAGGAUCAUUCACUUCAGUGUUUGCACUUCGCCCAUUCGAGCAUGUUGAUAUUCACAUUGAAAGCACGGACGGGCCGAAACAGCCUCGACUGCGUGUGACAGGGAUGCCAGGGAAAGACGUAGCUUCAAAGCGGCUGUUGCAUGCAUUGACCCAUACUAUUCCACCGACCAACGGAUGGAUGCUUGAGCUGGGCUAUGGCACUCCCGAUACAUCUGAUUUUACCUGCAGCUAUCGCAUCUAUAUCUCCGGGAACACCUUUGCUACCAAAAAGCUCCAAGAAGUUGCUCGCCGUUACGAAGGACAGCCAAUUAACCUGAUGCUCGCAAAUCUCGGCGGGACGACCAUCCCCUCGUUUCUGGCAGGACGAAUCAUGGAGCCGCUGGCCUCGACCGUCGACAUAGAUGCUGAGGACUGUCUCAAGAUAAUACAGUUAAUCAAGCCCGACCUCACGAUCCCCAUCCACGAUGUUGACUUUGACGUAUUUAGAAGCUCGUUGGAAGACUUCCAACGCAUGGUUGAGGCAGCAGGAUUAUCUGAUAAGCUUUUGGUUCUAGAUCGGGGGGACGAGUAUCGCUUCCAUGUUAGAGGUUAG